CUAAUUGGUUGAGAGACACGCAAACUCAAUACUUUAGCUUGGGUAUACGAGUUUUACGUUUGUUGGCUUCGCAAUUUGUACACGGAGUACGGACUAACUGACACGGAUGACAUUCCCUCUUCGAUUAUCUCACAUUUUCGUGGUGCAUGCAUGUAACCUUUUUUGAAGAUUUUUGAGGUUAAGAAGAUGACAAAAUUGCUGGAGUGGCUGUCAUGUGCAACUGUGAUUUUUGGCGUUUGGUUCGCUGCGAUUACAAGCAACUCCACUUUCGUCAAGGAAUGGCAUGAAAUUAUACUUUUCCUUCCCGUUAUUUUCUUAUUUCUCUUUGGAUUGUAUGCAGCUACUGUCGUCUUGUUCAGAGUAUUCACUUUUAAUAACUGCGAAAGCGCAGCUGUUGAACUCCAACAACAAAUAGAAGAAGCUAAAAAGGAUCUUCGAAACAAAGGUGUAACAUUACAUGGGAAUGAUGUUUCUUCAGCUUCUUAAGACUCUUGUAAAUAGCAUAAAAUAAAAACAUUGACUUUUCUAAUUUGUACAUAUUUCAACGUGUGAUCUUGUACAUAUAAAUUAUCUUAAAGUUUAGUAUGGAUACAUACAUAUCUGUAAUUGUAUUUAUAAAAUUUAUGUUAUAGAAUUAUGACUGCGUUUGGUUUGGCGCUUACAGCGCUUAUGAGCAUCAUUUGUUCUUUACCAUUUGAUAAAUAAAAAGGAUGAAGUGAUGCUGCGAGCGCUGCAAGCACCAAAGCAAAUGCAGCCCAUGUAACUUAUAAACAAAAUUUUGCAACAUGAUUAUAUGUGUUGAAUUUUAA
Molecule: messenger RNA, 809 nt
Organism: Wasmannia auropunctata (little fire ant)
Lineage: Eukaryota; Metazoa; Arthropoda; Insecta; Hymenoptera; Formicidae
Gene: Dpm3
Product: dolichol-phosphate mannosyltransferase subunit 3
Exons: 3
Coding region: 187-486 (99 amino acids)
Biological process (GO): GPI anchor biosynthetic process
Cellular component (GO): endoplasmic reticulum membrane; dolichol-phosphate-mannose synthase complex
Source: RefSeq, a predicted model, not a curated record